Messenger RNA from Boleophthalmus pectinirostris (great blue-spotted mudskipper), 5164 nucleotides. It is a transcript of the gene slc6a6a, whose product is annotated as solute carrier family 6 member 6a. The transcript is spliced from 14 exons. Gene Ontology annotation, molecular function: taurine:sodium symporter activity. NCBI's taxonomy places the organism in Eukaryota, Metazoa, Chordata, Actinopteri, Gobiiformes, Gobiidae. The record is from RefSeq and is a predicted model, not a curated record. Bases 2105 to 3994 code for a protein of 629 amino acids. Gene Ontology annotation, cellular component: plasma membrane. Gene Ontology annotation, biological process: sodium ion transmembrane transport; taurine transmembrane transport; neurotransmitter transport.
AAGAUAUGUUUCUAUUUAAGAUAACGUUUAUGUAGUGUAUUUUAGGUAAACCGUUAGGAUUUUUGCAAAAGUUGUUUUUUAUAUAGACAUUGCAGGCUCUGUUUGUUUGCGCUCACUACUCCAGUUAAAAACAGCCUAUAUGUUGUGAUACCAUUUAUCAAGCCAAUUAAGAGGCAAUGAACUCUUGUGUUUUCGGAUGAUAAGAGUGAGAAUACUUCCAUUUUCGACUUUACCAUGGAGCGACCAAGCGCAAAAGGAAACGCGUGAAUUUUAGCAGGGCGACGGCCGUCGGUGCGCCCCUCUUGUACCGGGGUCAUUAUCUCACUAAAGCCUCACCCUCUUAAUUGAGUGACUUGGAUAACGACAGGAUUGACGCGGGUAUGACUGGCUAAGACGUUUAUUAGCUUAUAUUAUAUACUUAGUGUCAUAGACUUGACCUACUCUUGUCGUCUCCAGCGUGAACAAUAUAGUAUGAUGAAGUGCGUCUAAUAAACCGCAGCCUCCCAGAGACUGAGUUUACUCAGAGGUCAACGCACUUUUUACACUUGUGUGUAAUCCCUCCCCCAAACAUUGACACCAGGGAGGCGCUGUCCAGGGGGUCUGAAAAGCAAAACAAAACUAAAACAAAACAAACUACUGUUACUUUGUGACAGAAAAAAUAAAUUAAUAAAAAAAGAGUGACUUCUUUAUUCUCUAAACAACUGGCCUACUACUCACACUUAAGUUAAUUUGCUUUACAUGAUACUGACAAAGUAUUCUUUGUAGGAUUAAAAUAAUAAUGCAUUUGACUUAUAUUGCUCUUGUGGACAUUAAAAAAGAGUUGCACUACAUUUUUCAUUACUCCACACCCAGUGAUACUUGUAGGCACCCCACAGCGACGCUGGAGACUGACAGAUGCAGGGCAUCCCUCAGCCCCUCCAACUACAACCACCACUAAUGUGAAUGGUGUUGAAUGAGAAUUCAACACCAUUCACAUUCAUAUUAUUCUGCACAUCACCAAGUUGUAAGUAUAAGGGCUGUUCCAUGCGGACCAGUGUUUUUUUUUAUUUUUUAUUAGCCAGUCUGUGGUACUUAUCUUAAUUCAACAUUGUAAAUCCUGCAUCUACUGUAGUUGAGCCACAUGACCAUAUAUGGCAUUGUUAUGAGCUGAACUGUAGCGUUUACAUUUCUCAGACACUCAGUGCACCAUGAAAAAGGUUGCAAUUUCAAAUACUUCUCAGAACAUUGAUAUCUGUUGGUAUAAAUAGGAAUUAUCUUGUAAAACUGUGUGCCAUUGAUAUAAUUUUAUUUAUUUCUGAAAUAAAAACAGAUGUUGAAGAAGAACCAUAGACUGUAUAUAUAUUAAAAAUGCAUGAGUCUAAUAUAGCGAUUUGAAAGUCACUUUAAAUUGAAUGAUUCAUUCAUUCUUCAUACUCUAUUGAGAUUAUCUUUUACCACACAGUCUCAGUUGGCACACUGCCAGAGAGGUCGUUGGCAAUCUUCAGUAACAGACUCUGUGACCACCACAUCACUCACAACACAAUGAUAUUUAGACAAAGUGUCAUGCCCAUGGACACAACAGCAGUAUGUUUGACCCCAUAGUGCUGUACAUCUAGUGUACUAUUGUCACUAUUAAUUAUUCACAAUAUCAUAUAUAUUAUAUAAUAUUCACAAAGAAGACAAAAUAGCCGCUAUGUUUAUCUCAUAACAUAUCUCAACCUCAAAUAAAACUGUAAAUAUUUCUACUUGAGUAGAUACAAUUACUGUCCCAUCCUCACGUAAAGUCACUUUUCUGUCCAUAAGCACACAUUUGCUUCUGCGUCCCUACACUGGUCCUUUAGCCCACACUCCUGCUACUCCUGCUGUGCUACACAUGGGUGCCUGUGUAUGUUUUGUGGGCAUGGAGCAUGUUGAGAAGUGGAAAUUUACAGUGCUCUUGGUUGGCACCUGAGUAGUUGGUCAGUGCUCGAGCUCUGACCAAUCAUGUGCUAGGAAUUAAUUGUCUUUACCCAAAGGGGGCGGGGCUUUUGCCUUCAGCUCUGCUUCUCCUGACCCUGGUCGGCAUAAAGGCACUUCAGUACAGUGGCAUGGUGACAGCUGAGACACUGGGAAACUAAACUUAGCCAUGAAGGAACUCAUGGCACAAAAAGAGAAACUCCAGUGCCUAAAGGACUUCCACAAGGACACGCUCAAACCCUCACCAGGCAAGAGUCCAGGUACGAGACCCGAGGACGAGGCGGAGGGGAAGGUCCCUCAGAGGGAGAAGUGGGCCAGCAAACUCGACUUUGUCCUGUCUGUGGCUGGGGGCUUCGUUGGAUUAGGAAAUGUCUGGAGAUUUCCCUAUCUGUGUUACAAAAACGGAGGAGGUGCUUUUCUGAUCCCAUACUUCAUCUUCCUGUUUGGAGGAGGGCUACCUGUGUUCUUUCUGGAGGUCGCUCUGGGACAGUACACCUCUGAGGGGGGCAUCACCUGCUGGGCAAAGAUCUGCCCCAUUUUCACUGGUAUUGGCUAUGCAUCCAUCGUGAUCGUCUCCCUCUUGAACAUCUACUACAUAGUUAUCUUGGCCUGGGGCUUGUACUACCUGCUGCAGUGCUUUCAGCCUGAGCUGCCCUGGGCCAAGUGCAAGCAGCCCUGGAACACUGAAAACUGCAUCGAGGACACUAUCCGCAAGAACAAGACCCUUUGGCUGGCCACCAACAUGACUAAUUUUACCUCUCCUGUCACCGAGUUCUGGGAGCGAAAUGUGUUGAGCAUUUCGAGUGGGAUUGAAGAUGUGGGGACUCUGAAGUGGGACUUGGCCCUGUGUCUAUUAGCUGUGUGGGUUAUCUGCUUCUUCUGCAUCUGGAAAGGAGUCAAAUCCACUGGGAAAGUUGUUUACUUCACUGCAACAUUCCCUUUUGUGAUGUUGAUUGUGCUCCUGGUGCGAGGGGUCACUCUGCCUGGAGCUUCUGAGGGGAUCAAGUUUUACCUUUAUCCUGAUCUGAGCCGACUGCAGGACCCAGAGGUGUGGAUAGACGCAGGGACACAGAUUUUCUUCUCGUACGCCAUCUGUCUGGGAGCUAUGACAUCCCUGGGAAGCUACAACAAGUACAAAUAUAACUGCUACAGGGACUGUUUGCUGCUGGGAGGCCUCAACAGCGGUACCAGCUUUGUGUCUGGCUUCGCAAUAUUUUCCGUCCUUGGAUUCAUGGCACAAGAGCAAGGGGUGGACAUUGCCGAUGUGGCAGAGUCAGGUCCUGGUUUGGCUUUUAUUGCAUACCCAAAAGCUGUGACCAUGAUGCCUAUGCCAACGCUGUGGGCCAUCCUGUUCUUUAUCAUGCUGCUGCUCCUGGGCCUCGACAGCCAGUUUGUUGAAGUGGAAGGACAGAUCACCUCGAUAGUGGAUCUGUAUCCGUCUUUCCUAAGGAAGGGUUACCGAAGAGAAAUCUUCAUAGCUGUGCUGUGUUUCAUAAGCUAUCUCCUGGGACUUGCAAUGGUUACAAAGGGUGGCAUGUACGUGUUUCAACUGUUUGACUACUACGCAGCCAGCGGUGUGUGCCUUUUGUGGGUCGCAUUCUUUGAAUGUAUUGCUGUAGCCUGGGUUUAUGGAGCAGACAAUUUCUAUGAUGCUGUAGAGGAUAUGAUUGGCUACAGACCAAACCCGUGGAUGAAGUGGAGUUGGACCUUUAUCACUCCUGUCCUCUGCAUGGGCUGCUUUAUCUUCUCACUGGUCAAGUACAAGCCCCUCACCUAUAAUAAAGUCUACGAGUACCCGGAUUGGGCCAUUGGUCUGGGCUGGUUUCUGGCCCUCACCUCCAUGAUCUGCAUCCCCCUCGUCAUGGUCAUCAAAAUACUGCAGUCCAAUGGGCCGUUGAUAGAGAGGAUCAAAGCUGUGGCAGCCCCAGCCAAGUCUGGCGUGAGCUCACGGCCCAAAGAGUACAGCGUGAAGGGCGGAGAACUAACGCAGCCUUUAAACGCCAACGGGAACAAUGACCUGAUGAAGCCCACCCAAAAUGUUGUAGAAACAAUGAUGUGAGCUCUCUGUGAGAGGAAAUGUGCUUUCUUUGUUGUGCUUUGAAUAGUUUACUCAUAUAGAACCUGGUUUGAUUUUUAUGAAGGAGUUGUGUAAUAUUGCUUUUUUUUUACCAUGUGAAUAUUAUGACGUUUUGAUCUCUGUAGUUGGCACUGAUCUCAGAGUAGGCAGCAUCCUCAUAUAGAUCAUCUGUCUGUUUGUUUACUAUGUUCAUUUAAAGAUAAAUUUUUAGUUUAGCUUUUUUUGUUGGUAAAAAAUUUGCACUUGUCACCAGUCCCUUUACUAACAAUAUGAAUGUAGUCAUGGCCUGAACUCAAAGUGAUAGCAGUAUUGUUGCCUAUAAUGACUAAUCUCUUCAGUCAGACUUUAUAGAGAGAGCUUUUCACAUGCAUCACCUUGAGAAGAAUCAGUGGAAAAGCUAAAAAGGGAAAAGUGUAAGAUCAGGGAUGUAACUCAGAAGGGAAGUUUUUAGAGUAUUUGUUUUGCCGCUGUGAUGACUGAAGCCAGCCCCAGUGCUUUUAUCAAUGUAAUGUCUCUGCACUUUAUGUGUCUUUUCACUUUUAUUAUAGUGUUUGCUGCAAACUAUUGCUCAAUCUGCAAUGCAAUAAAGGAGGAUUUAGAUUAGCUCUAAAUGUUUUGCUAUGGCAAAGUUCAUAGUUAGUUCACAGUUUAUGAAAUACAUUGUGUAUUUCUAGUACAAUGUGAACAUAAGAUUUGAACUCUGAUGUAGUUUAUAGGGUUUGUUUGAACAACACUGGGCUAAAGUUUAAAAUGUUGCUGUCUUCACUGACCUCAGAUUAAUGCAGGAUGUAGUUUCAGUUGUUUUGCUGUACAGAAUUUAACCACAUAUGCCUUUUUGUAACAAUUUUAUACUGUACAUGAGAAAGAAUGCAACAAUUAAUACUUGUAUUGUGCUGAAACAAUAAUGUUUUAAAUGUUGAGCCUGGAUUACAUUUUUAGUGUGCAAUAUUCAUUCAAACAAUUGCAUUUUGGUAAUUUAAAUCAUGUUUGCAAAAUAACAAAACAAACAAAUAAAAAUAAAAAAAAAAUCAUAGGAAAUUUCUAAUUUGUAAAAAUGUGUACCAAAGUAAUUUGUCUCUCUCUUGUCCCUGAUUUAAUAUGCAUAAUGCUUAAUUUUUACACAUCACAAAAUAAAAAUAUUUUUCUGCCGUU